AUGGCACCGCUUUACGAUGGCCACGACUACUACAAGAGGAUGUUCGAGCUUCAGGAGAAGCUGCGGAAGAGCGAGGAAGACAGAAUACGACUGGAGGAGCGAUUCAACGUGCUCAUGCGAGAUUCUCGUAAUAGACACGAUGUCUGCAUAAACCGGUUGCGCAUGAGGUAUAUACAAUAUCUGGAGGAGCAACGCACGAGGGAUGAAAGAAAUCACAAGCUUCUCGCAGCGUUGGACAGAGUUAUGAACAAGCUCGCGCUGAUAGGCGCGAAAAAAGACAGACUUAAUGUUCUCAGAAAACAGUACGAGACUUAUCUGCUUCGCGCUUAUGCCAAUCACCGGCCACCCGGUAGCGUCACCGGGGACAGUGGCAUCGCGAGUCAGAACGAGGACAAAUACACGAAGAAAACCAUCGUGAUGGCACAUCCCGAUUUAGCGUCCGCGGAAACGAGAAGCGUUUCGUCACCGCGAGCGCAUCCGGGGGCGCCUGAUCCUCCGCAGUCGAGUCAGCCAAGGCCCAUCUCCGCGUCCAAGUUCCACGACCGAGUCGCCGUCAAUGCCUCGUUAAAUAAUUCGAUCUUGACGGCUGCGCCAUUAGGCGCAACCCUCGACGUCGAUCAUCGUCAGACGAGUGUUCCGCACGGUGGACCGCACAUUUAUGCCCAUCAAUAUCCGCGGAUGGUACCGUCCAAUUACGACGAAAGCGCGCCUCGCAAUCUCCAACAUGUCCCGGACAUUCGUGUUUCGUACGCGGAACCGCCGGUUUUGUCAAUGGACAAUAUGCAGCCCCAUGCUGUUCCCGCCAAUCGAUUCUUCAGGGAGCACGUGGAACCGGCGCAGGUCGCGUCCGGCUCCGCGGCGACCGCGCGAUUUCCCGCUGGAGACACCUCUCCGCGAUAUGUCGGAGAGACGUCGCGGAGCGUGCCUACUCCACGCCAAUUCGACCCCUCGACCUUACUCCGGUAUCACGACGCCAAUGUACUGCUGGCCGAUCCGCGAUCGCGGAUAAGAGAGUACGAUCCGUCCGCGACCGUGGGACCGACUUUGCGGGUGACCGGGAAAUCGAGUACGUACCGGACGGGACCCGACACGAACGUCGCCAAUCAGAUCGAUCCGCUGCCGGGAUACAUGGACUAUAUCCUGGCGAAUUCGCAUCAGAAGUCCGACGACGAGGGAUCCAUUCGUUCCAUCGCGAGCGACGAUCUGGACAGUCUGAUAAGGCGCAACGAGCGUUUGCUGUGGGCCAACGCGGACGCGGCCGUCAAGACUCCGCACCGAUCGCCGACCGCUUUGGGAAUCGACAACGCUAAUCUUAUAGACGACAGGACGGCGUUACUCGAGAACGAACUGGAUCGGUAUAUCAGCAAUAUCCGGAAGAUCCAUCGGCAGCACGGCAUACAGAGCUUGGAUGAGGCGGACCACGAGCAGAACACUAGCGGCGAUCUGUUGAACGUCUCCCUGUCGGAGGACGCUGUGGAGCUUCCGGCCGAGGACCGCGGGGCGAGGAAGGAGCGGGUGCCCGAGGAAAUGGGCAAGAUCCUGGCACUGGCCAGCGAUCUCGCGUCCAGGACGGCGAAUCUGAAGGAGGUCGCGCGAGAUUCGGCCGGGCAAGACGAUGGCACGCCCACGGAAGUCGACGGCGACGGAAUUAGACGUGAUCGCGAGAUUGCAAAAAGCGACGCGUUGGAAUUUAAAGGGAAACGCCAGGCUGAAGGACGCGCGGGGAACGAAAUUAGAGAAGACGUUGCGACACACUCGGCGGAAUUAGAUCGGCCGCGCGGAGACACGCGGAUUGCGAAAGAGAGCUGGAAUAACGCGGCCGAUUCAGCCGAGUCGCGAGCGCGCGAUCGGGAAAUAUUUACUAUAAAGAAAGAUGAUGCGAACGUGGGAAAGGCAACGCGAAUGGACGAGCCGAAAAAUGCACCGGAUGAGAAAGGAGUCGAUCUUGUAACGAGUAAAGAAUCGAAUAUCGACGGUCAGAUCGACGCCGUCGAGGAACUGGCGCCGUGGGACCUUGCGAGUGUGCAGAAAAAAGUUUGCGAGCUACACUUGGACGAGCCUGACGAAGAUCGAGCGGCGGGAAAGAAUGCCGAGGACACGAUGGACGAAGUCAGAAAGGAAAUCGCGAGCGAAUCGCCACGAUUCGUCGAGCAAAGCGGCACGGACGGUGAAGUGGAGAACGCGCGUUCUCCGCCGGACACGCUCCCUCGCUCGGACGUGGAAACGAAAAGAUCGGAUGCGAGCGAGGCGAGCGAGACCGAGAGGGAGAAGGAAACACGUGAACCUGUCGAGGACGCUCAAAACGUACCCUCUAGAGUUUCGAGUCAACAUUCAGUCGACGAACCUAAAGUCGCGUCGCAGCCCGACGAGGAACUUGGCGAAGGUGACAGACAGGAAUUGGAUAGCAAGGAUGAGACGACGGAGCAGCAGCUUCGAGUCGACGAUCAAUUCGAAGGCGUGGUGAAAGACGGUGAGUACGGCGUCGAGCAAGGAUACGUCGAGGAUCCGAGCCAAGCGCAGCAGUACGAGCGGCAAGAUCAGCAGUACUACGACCCGAACAUGCCGUACGAGGCAGCUGGUAACGAGGAGUACGAGAGAUACGCCGAUCAAGGAUACGCUCAGGCGGGUCAGGAGUACGUCGAGUACGUGGACGGCCAGUACGGGCAGUACCCCGAGGAGAGCCAGCAGUACCAACACUAUCCCGAGCAGUACGAGCAGGAUCCGAAUCAGGCGUACGAUUACGGCUACGAUCCGAAUCAGGGAUACGGCGACCCCGGCCAGCAGUACGACCCCGAUCAACAACAAGGAUACGAGAACAAUCCUGACAAUCAGGCGUACGAUUACGCCGAGCAGGUACCCUACGAUCCUAAUCAGACGUACGACAGCGCGUACGGGCAGGAGUACAAGGAGGAGCAGCGCGGUCCCGACGACGAGGAACGAUCUCGCGCGGCGGAACCGACGGAGACGCGGGAUGAGGUGGAGCAGAGACAAGUGGACCCGGACUCGGAGCACAAAUCGGAGAACAUCGGGGAUGAGGAUAAGUCGCAACGGGCGGACGUUAACGGGGCGAAUCAGUCGAAGAAGAAGAAGGACGUGAUCAAGUCCCUGCUGGAUUCCGACACGGACACGACGAUCGAGAGGAAUGUUUCGAACACGGAGAGUGAUUUCGAUUUCAAUUAAUUAGAUACACGCGACGCAUUCGGGUGAACGUCGAAUUCGUUAUUUCAAUGAAGAAAAAUUGCGACGACGCGAUCUCGCUAACGAGAUAAACGAGAUCUCGCGUCCUCCGAUGUCGACGUGAAAUGCCGACGUGAAUAUAACCGGCGGUGAAAAGAUGCGGGUAAGAACAAUGAUUCUGAUUUCGAUUGAAUGGCGCGACGAGGGGAAGAAGACGCGCUGUUUAGGUAGGUAUGUAUACAGGUGCAAGAUAAACUAGCGAACGUCAGCGAGAUGUGAUCCGAGGACGGGCGCGAAUCUUGAGUGAAUUUCCAAAAAAAAAAAAAAAAAAAAAACGAACUUCAGUUCAUCUCGCGAGAGAUAUGCCUGGGAUAUGGACAGUGAAUUUAAUUUUAAUUACAGUUGCAAUUAGAGCCUACGAGUUGUAGCGUAUAUAUACGGCGAGAAUAAUUAGUUUCGUUGGAAUCCCGCUUGCUACCGUAAAUAUCAUAUUUACAUAUGUAGCCGUAGAAUAAAAUGGUGAGACAAGAUGCGAA
This is a messenger RNA of Wasmannia auropunctata (little fire ant), 3713 nucleotides long. RefSeq names its product transcription factor GTE10-like. The record is from RefSeq and is a predicted model, not a curated record. Bases 1 to 3180 code for a protein of 1059 amino acids. Lineage: Eukaryota; Metazoa; Arthropoda; Insecta; Hymenoptera; Formicidae. The transcript has 4 exons.